AUGUCACUCAGUACACGAGACUCCGCACAAGACUACUGGACGAAUAUGGGUACGGGAAACAUGGAUCUAGACAAUCACCUGUCCGAGGAUCAAAAAUACUCUUCCACAACAUGCGUCUUUCCAGACACCGCCCACACUUCCACUACACGUGAAUCGAGCAGUCCCAUUCUCCCAGAAUCGGGCGUCAUCGACAUUGGAAUUAAUUCGGCCGGCUUACCCAGUCAUGACCAGCUUGUCGAUUCCAACCAUGUCGACACCACUGGUUGGUACACUCACUACGAUAACUGCGUGCAAUUCUUCAUCAACACGAGCCAGCACACCCCGGCUGUGCAAGGCAUCGCCGCUUUUCUCAAUAUCCGUCUGCCAUAUCAGCGCUCGUUCUCAGCUCUGUCUCAAGACCAGCAGGAUUUCUCCUCUUCCGAAACUCAUCAGCCCAAUCGACCCUAUGUUUCAUUACGCCCGUACAUGCGACGAAUGAUCGUCACAGCCCAGGAUACUCCACCGACCAUGAGUGCUUUUUUUGGACCAGACUGGCCCGCCGGCGUCGGCAUUAUCCUCAAACAGGAGCGUUUGAAUUAUCUCUUCACUGCGAAAAGUGGCGGAUGGGCACAGACCAAGGCUGCCUAUGAUAUCCUGCCCGAUGAGCAGACACCCUUUCUACGACCUCUACGGGACCCGAAAGAGGAGGAGCUCCGAGUUGCUGAGGCUAGGUGGAGUGAAUGGCUUGCAAUGGAGGACUGGAUGGUCGGUGCCAGAAGUCCAUGGUGA
Messenger RNA from Penicillium diatomitis, 768 nucleotides. RefSeq lists its product as uncharacterized. The record is from RefSeq and is a predicted model, not a curated record. The coding region runs from base 1 to 768 and encodes 255 amino acids. The transcript is spliced from 2 exons. NCBI's taxonomy places the organism in Eukaryota, Fungi, Ascomycota, Eurotiomycetes, Eurotiales, Aspergillaceae.